AUGUCUAAAGGAGAGGGCUCCCUGCCCGGAGGCGAAGAGAAAGGCGAGGAGCUGGUCGGAAGCCUGGCCUGGCGGUACCUGGUGAAGCAGGGGGAGGAGGGAGAGGCGCUGAAAAAGGAGGAGGAGGAGGAGGGCCCGGACGGGUGCUCAGACGACCUGAGCCCCGAGGCCUCGGGCGUGCACCCCGACCUCCUGGAGCUGGCGGUGGACCGAGAGAAGUGCCGCAGCAUCCGCCGGCAGUACCGGCAGCUCAUCUACAGUGUGCAGCAGAACCGCGAGGACAUCGUGAACACAGCCAGCGACUCGCUGACCGAGGCCCUCGAAGAGGCCAAUGUGCUGUUCGAUGGAGUGAGCAGGACCCGAGAGGCGGCCCUCGACGCCCAGUUCCUGGUGCUGGCCUCCGAUCUGGGUAAAGAAAAGGCAAAGCAGUUAAACUCGGACAUGAGCUUUUUUAAUCACGUCGUAUUCUGCGACUUACUGCUGGUGUUUGUGGGCCUGAACUGGGUAGAAGAGCAGUGUGAAGAGCUGAGCGACUGCGAUGACAGCAUCGCGCUUUCCUUCUGGGGCAUGGUGCAGAAGGAAGCAACAUCCUGGAUGCAGAGAGCCGAAACCUUCCACUUCGUUUUUGGCUCGUUUAAGGCGGAACGUUCUGCCCGAAAGCCCCGGCCGGAACAUCACAAAAGAGCUUGCAAAAUGGAAGGAAAUGGAGAUAUGCCUACAAAGUUGAGGAAGCUGGACAUGCAUGCCAAUCAGGAGACGACGGAAAAAGAAGUGGAAAGAAUCUUGGGAUUGCUGCAAACCUACUUUCAAAAGUACCCCGACACCCCGGUGUCCUAUUUUGAGUUUGUGGUUGAUCCAAACUCAUUCUCUCGCACUGUGGAGAAUAUCUUCUAUGUUUCUUUUAUUAUAAGGGAUGGCUUUGCAAGAAUAAGGCUUGACCAAGACAGACUGCCCAUAUUAGAGCCAACUAACGCUAACCAGGUGGAUGAAGAGAGUGACCCCUGUUCUUAUGGCAGGAAGCAAGGAGUCAUAUCUUUGAGUUUACAGGACUGGAAAAAUAUUGUCUCCACUUUCGAAAUCUCAGAGGCUAUGAUCAAAAACUCAUGCUGAAGAUUUUUGUUUGUAGUUGUAUGAAUGAAAACAGAAGCACACGCUAGUAAACUAUUUUCACGAAUAAAUGAAA
Molecule: messenger RNA, 1183 nt
Organism: Phodopus roborovskii (desert hamster)
Lineage: Eukaryota; Metazoa; Chordata; Mammalia; Rodentia; Cricetidae
Gene: Eid3
Product: EP300 interacting inhibitor of differentiation 3
Exons: 1
Coding region: 1-1110 (369 amino acids)
Biological process (GO): DNA repair
Cellular component (GO): nucleus; Smc5-Smc6 complex
Source: RefSeq, a predicted model, not a curated record